Daucus carota subsp. sativus is the source of this 1355-nucleotide messenger RNA. RefSeq names its product small ribosomal subunit protein mS78 (rPPR3a). The coding region runs from base 105 to 1280 and encodes 391 amino acids. Gene Ontology annotation, molecular function: protein binding. The record is from RefSeq and is a predicted model, not a curated record. The transcript has a single exon. Lineage: Eukaryota; Viridiplantae; Streptophyta; Magnoliopsida; Apiales; Apiaceae.
UAAAAUUUUAAAAUUGUGGGUUAAUCUUAUCCGGACCGAUCAAAACCUAAAACCCUGAACCUCUCCUGAUUCCUAAAACCCCAUCUCACAAACUCUCAUCUUUAAUGUCUUCUUUUGGCCGUCUUUACAAAUUCUUCUCCACCGCCGCACCGGCCGUGUCAGAGACAACCAUCUCCGCCACCAAGCAAGCCAUAGCUACAACUCCAAAGCCCAACAAACCCACCAAGCCCACCUCACAAGCAGCUAGACUCAAGCAAUUAGCCAAGAAUUUCAAGAAAUCAUCUAAAAACCCAAGCUUUCGCUUACGAAUACCUUACUAUGAGUCCACUGUCUAUCGUCUCGCUGCUGCCAAACAGUUUAAUUUGAUUCAAGAUAUUCUUGAGCAUCAGAAACAGUUUGAUAGCAUUACUGAUGAGCGUUUUACGGUUCGUCUCAUUUCAUUGUAUGGUAAAGCUGGGAUGUUUGAUAAUGCCAGUAAGCUGUUUGAUGAAAUGCCUGAACUAAAGUGUGAGCGUACGGUUAUUUCGUUUAAUGCCCUUCUUGCUGCUUGUGUUAAUUGUAAGAAAUUUGAUAAAUUGGAGGCUUUGUUUCGUGAUUUGCCGGGGCAGUUGGGUAUUAAGCCCGACAGGGUCUCAUAUAACACGCUUAUUAAGUCGUAUUGUGUGAUGGGGUCGGUGGAAUUGGCUGUUGGAGUGAUUGAGUUGAUGGAGAGUAAAGGGUUGGCGCCUGAUUUGAUUACAUUUAACACAAUUUUUGAUGCGCUAUAUCGGAACAAGAAAAUGGAUGAUGCUGAGAAAUUGUGGGUGUUGAUGGAAAGCAAGAAUGUGAUUGCGAAUGUAAGGAGUUAUAACCCGAAGUUGCGAGCAUUGGUAGCGGAUGAGCGGAUUUCGGAAGCUGUUGAGUUGAUUGAAGAAAUGAGGGCCAAGGGGGUGAUGCCUGACAUAUAUAGCUUUAAUGCCUUGAUUCAAGGUUAUUGUUUUGAGAAGAAUCUUGAACAAGCUAAGAGGUGGUAUGGAGAGCUCGCAAAAUGUGAUGUUUCUCCAGAUCGUAUGACUUAUGAAAUAAUGCUCCCAUUUGUUUGUGACAUUGCUGAUUUUGACUAUGCUUUUCAGCUCUGCAAAGAUGUUCUUAAUUCAAAACAUCGUGUUAGUAUGUCAGUGAUUCAGCGUGUGGUAGAUGGAUUGGCUACAGAUCUAAAAUCUGAAGAAGCAGAAGUGCUUGUUGAUUUGGCGGAUACGAAUAAUUACUUUCACUAUAAGCUCAAACUUCCAGCAGAAUAGUUAGUAAUGUUUUUUGUAGGAUGGUCUAAUAAUGCUUUUACUUUACUUAUAUGGAGAUUUCUGUUUUGUGUUUUC